Oldenlandia corymbosa var. corymbosa is the source of this 924-nucleotide messenger RNA. Lineage: Eukaryota; Viridiplantae; Streptophyta; Magnoliopsida; Gentianales; Rubiaceae. The record is from the annotation of a GenBank genome assembly.
AUGCUGCGGAGGUGGUGGCCAUUUUCGGGUACGAUGAAAUCUGUUCUCACCCAUUCUUCCCUUUUGGUGAAACCCACUACCCCUUUUGCUCUCUCUCUUCAAUCCCUUCGUAAAAAUCCAAUUCUCCAUAAUUACCAGAACAUUCGGGGUUGCUGCAGCCCAAUGAGUUCUUCUUCUUCUUCUUCCAUCUGGAAACCCUCGCCGGCUUUUGUUCCUUCCUCCCCUUACACGCCUCUGAUGCAAAACCCUAGUCCAGCUCAAACUCGGAGCUUCAGUUCCGAGGUUUCAUCUCAUUCCUCCUCCGGUGAAAUUCACGUCAUCGUGGGCCCAAUGUUCGCCGGAAAAACCACUACUCUUCUCAGGAGGAUCAAGAAUGAGAGCAGUAACGGAAGAAAAGUUGCCGUUAUAAAGUCCAGUAAGGAUUCACGGUAUGCGUUGGAUUCAAUUGUGACACAUGACGGAGAGAAAUUGCCAUGCUGGCCCCUGCCAGAUCUUUUGUCAUUCAGACAAAAGAUUGGUAUCGAGGCAUAUAAUCAGCUACAAGUUAUUGGUAUAGAUGAAGCCCAAUUCUUCGAGGACCUUUAUGAUUUCUGCCGUAGAGCUGCUGACCACGAUGGCAAGACUGUAAUUGUUGCCGGCUUGGAUGGUGACUAUUUGAGGAGAAGUUUUGGGUCGGUGCUGGAGAUAAUACCUCUUGCGGACACCGUGACUAAGCUCACCGCACGAUGUGAGCUGUGCAGUAAGAGAGCUUUCUUCACGUUGAGAAAGACACAGGAGACAGAGACGGAGCUGAUUGGGGGAGCCGAGGUAUACAUGCCGGUUUGUCGGAAACACUAUGUGAGUGGACAAGUUGUGAAAGAAGCUACAAAGAGUGUCCUGGAGGAAACCCAAACGGUUCAAGAAUGCAGGGGUGCUGUUUUGUAG